AACGCUCUGCGACAAAAAAUUCCGCGUAUUAUAACUUUGUCCAGACACGGCCAAAGAAAAAAAAACAUGAAACUAUAACAACUUGCCAAGAGCCAAACCAUGUAACUGGUUUCCCCUGAAAGUUUUUCUCUAAAACAAGUCUCAAAGAGUCUUAGUGUGGCGGAGUGAUACCAACGAAACAGUGAUACCUGGUUUUCGCGUUUGUUGGUAAAAAUCGAAACGAACCAGGAAAUGUCGCUGAUACGGUUUGUCAAAUAUUCGCUGACUAAUUUUCAAAAUGGAAAAUUACAAAAGUUGUUCGUUAAUGAACUACAUGCUGGGCCAUACUACAGUGUGUUGAAAGACAGAAAUAAGCUAGACAACUUGAAUAGCAGUAGAACUAGCGAUGAAGACAAAAAGGUAGAUUUUGGCUUUCAGACAGUGUCUGCCACUGAAAAGGCACAAAAGGUACAUCAAGUUUUUGAAAAUGUGGCCUCAAAAUAUGAUCUUAUGAAUGAUGUGAUGUCAGUUGGCAUACACAGAAUAUGGAAAGAUUACUUUGUAAAAAAAAUGUUUCCAUUACGCCCUGGAACAAAUAUUAUUGAUGUUGCUGGUGGAACUGGUGACAUUGCCUUUAGGAUGCUACAAGCCAUAGAAAGACAAAAUAAAAAGUACAAUAGCUCAGCUGAUGGUGCCAUUGGAAGUAGAAAAAACACAACCAUUUUGAUCAGUGACAUUAAUCAAGCCAUGCUGGACGUCGGCAAAAAACGUGCACUAAAGAUGAAUCUUCAAUCCGAUGACCUGAGUUGGUUAUGUGCCAAUGCACAAGAGUUGCCUUUAUCCGAAAACUCAUUUGACCUAUACACCAUAGCUUUUGGGAUUCGCAACGUUAUUGACGUUUCGAAAGCCUUGGAUGAAGCCUAUCGCGUACUACGACCUGGAGGAAGAUUUAUGUGCCUAGAAUUUAGUCACGUCAAAAAUCCGCUCUUAAAAUGGAUGUAUGACACAUAUUCCCUCCAAGUGAUCCCUCCGUUAGGAGAGGUGGUGGCAGGAGAUUGGAAAUCUUAUCAAUAUCUCGUUGAAAGUAUUCGAAAGUUCCCUACUCAGGAUGACUUUAAGAAUAUGAUUGAAGAGGCGGGAUUUCGUAGCGUUUGCUAUGAAAACUUGACAUUUGGUGUGGUGUCUAUACAUUCUGGUUAUAAAAUCUAAGAAAAAAUAAACAUUUCAGCUUUGUGUUAA
Molecule: messenger RNA, 1218 nt
Organism: Daphnia carinata
Lineage: Eukaryota; Metazoa; Arthropoda; Branchiopoda; Diplostraca; Daphniidae
Gene: Coq5
Product: 2-methoxy-6-polyprenyl-1,4-benzoquinol methylase, mitochondrial-like
Exons: 7
Coding region: 232-1188 (318 amino acids)
Biological process (GO): ubiquinone biosynthetic process
Molecular function (GO): S-adenosylmethionine-dependent methyltransferase activity
Source: RefSeq, a predicted model, not a curated record